GGACGUACGAAAAGAAAGAGGGUGCAAGAGGAAUUGUGACGCCGUAGUCAGAGCAACCCGUCGAACAGCGGCGUAUCGUGUUAAGCAGUAUUUACGGAGCAUACUGCGAGCUAAACUUGUUCUUUCUCGUGUCAAAUUCUCACUUAUGAACCAAAGAAUAAGAAUAAAAAGAAGUAAAUUAAACGAGAAAUUAUAUCAAUCAGGAAGUGACAUAUUUUCUUUUCCUUCUUUCUUAAUCUUAACAAAAUAUGCUGAUUCGUUUUGACGUGAUCGAAUCUCGAAUAAAAAAGAUGAUUAUCAUUGGUUAGUGGUGUUUUAUCUGUUGAUGAAAAAACAAAUAAAUAAAUAAGAGGAAACAUUGAACGAGUAUUACUACUACUACUACUACUACUACCACUACUAUUGGCAUGGCCCUGUUGUACGAGAACGUGCGACCUCCGACAAGUCUUCGACUUCCCGGUACGUGACUCAGGAUCUUAAGAAUCGAGAAUCUCGUGGAGGAUGAGCGCCAAGAUUUCACUUGGCGGUCGCAAUGCGAGCGACCACCAGUCAACAGUGAACCAUCGUACUGGUAAACCAUCGACGGGACUACUUCUCGCAAGACCAUCCGUCAAAAGACCACCACCAUCCCCAUCGUCUAACACAUUAGAGGUGAGUGGCAUCGAGGAAAGAACAGUCAAACGACGAGCAACCGUCCCUAAAGAGGAAACAUUGCCCGAAGGUUCCAACGUUAGGACGUUAACGACUACGUUAGUGGACUGUGAAGACCAGAACAAGAUGCCAGCCCUUACGUGUGCUUGUACUACUGCCACUUUACCGAGAUUUAAGAAAUUUCGACAUGGCGUGUUGUCUUUGGGAAGGAGUCUCGAUGUAACAGUACCAGAAAUCGCUGAUAAACAGCGUUAUCAACGUCAACGUCAGAAGCUAUUGGAACUUCCUCUAGAUCGUCGGUAUCAACAACAACAACAACAACAACGAGAACAUUAUAAACGUGGAAUAGGAGGGGUUGAAGAAGAAGAAGAAGAAGAAGAAGAAGGUAACGAGGGAAAAAAAGGAAGAAGCUCAAUGUCGACUCUAGUGUGCUGUGAGCCGGUGUCGGCCGGACGGCCGCGAGACAACCUGAAACUCGUUUUGAACCGCAGUUUGAGCGAGCCAGGUCCACCGGCGACGUCCUCGUGCUUCCUCUCGUCACCGACGUCGCCCGUAUCGCCAAGUCCCUCGACUACCAGCAGCGUCGACAGUUGCAUCACCGACGUUAGCGGAAUAACCGACAUUGCCAGCAGCAUCAGCAGCACCACCAGUAGCAGCAGUAGUACCAGUAGCAGUGGUAUCAAUUGCAAUAGUAGUGCCACCAGUAGCAUCAUCGAUAACGAACCUCCUAUUAGCAGCGAUUUACAUCGUCAUUAUCAUCAUCAUCAUUACCAUCAUCAUCAUCUUCAUCAUCAUCAUUACCAUCAACACCAACUUCAUCCUCUGUCAGCUUCGAAACGUUGUAAACUGGAGACGGUUAGCCUUCCCGCGAGUCCUUGCUCAGAGAGCAACAGUCUUCAAAAACAAUUAGUUCUACAAAGAACCCGUACCAUAACGCCCAAUGAAUUGGCUCAACGAAUUCUUCAACAUCAAACGAACAGCAGUCCUGUGCUCUUAGAUUGUCGACCAUUUAUUAUUUACAACGUCAAUCAUAUCAGAGGUGCCAUCAACGUUAAUUGUUCCGAUCGAUUCAACAGACGACGUUUGCAAUUGGGAAAAGCAACAUUGGCCGAUCUUGCUACUGCCAGAGAAGGCAAGGAAAUCUUACGAAGAAAACAAUACAGAGAAGUCGUCGUUUAUGACGACUGCACCGCCGAACUGGAGUACCUUCCUAUUCAACAUCCCUUGUUUCUGGUAUUGGCUGCUCUCGUAGAGGACAAUCGAGAACCCGCUUUACUUAUCGGUGGACACAAAGAAUUUCACAGGCGCCAUCGAGAACUAUGCGAGGAUACGCUUUUACCAUCCGGUGGUACCGGUAGCGGUUCUUCCGCGACCGUCAGCGGUUGUCCAAGUCCUGGUCCAGGUUGUUCGGUAUUAAGUCUUUCGGGGCCACCUACGCCACAACCGGCUGACAUCGAUAGCCAUCCUGCCUCUCGCGUUUUACCUUUUCUUUACCUUGGCAAUGGCAAAGAUGCUGCCGAUCUUCAACUCCUACGAGCCCUUGGCGCUACCAGGGUAUUAAACGUUACCUCACAACUGCCAGGAUAUCACGAGGAAAGGGGAAUUACCUACAGGCAGAUACCUGCGUCGGAUUCCGGUCAUCAAAAUCUCAAGCAGUACUUCGAAGAAGCCUUUGACUUUAUCGAGGAAGCACGAAAAGCCGGUAGCAGCGUAUUGGUUCACUGUCAGGCUGGUGUAUCGCGUAGCGCAACUAUUGCAAUCGCAUACAUUAUGAGACAUAAAGGCUUGUCAAUGGUAGAAGCUUACAAAUUGGUGAAAAACGCACGACCGAUUAUCAGUCCAAAUUUAAACUUUAUGGGGCAGCUUCUAGAAUUAGAACAGGGCCUAAGAGCGUCCGGUGGUGUUGUCACUGGAACACAACAAACGGAGGAACCCAAGAGUUGCCAUCAGUGUCGUUGGAGUCAUCAGCAAAGCAGUAGCGAGGAAGUCACUUCCGGUUGCAGCGUUUGAGAGAACGCAAGGCGCGUGUUUGCGCUCACACAAACAUACCAUAAUACCAUACACGGAUAAUAAUACAUACACGCAACACCUCGCAAAA
Polistes dominula (European paper wasp) is the source of this 2749-nucleotide messenger RNA. RefSeq lists its product as uncharacterized. Gene Ontology annotation, biological process: peptidyl-tyrosine dephosphorylation; negative regulation of MAPK cascade. Gene Ontology annotation, molecular function: MAP kinase tyrosine/serine/threonine phosphatase activity; MAP kinase tyrosine phosphatase activity; protein tyrosine/threonine phosphatase activity. The record is from RefSeq and is a predicted model, not a curated record. Lineage: Eukaryota; Metazoa; Arthropoda; Insecta; Hymenoptera; Vespidae. Gene Ontology annotation, cellular component: cytosol; cytoplasm.